AUGGCGGUCAUCACAGUUUUAUCUCUUCCGCCGGAGAUUCUCUCGCAGAUCUUCUCGAAUCUGAAUCCCUUCGACCUCGCAUCCGUCGCCAAAACAUUCAACCGCCAAUUCUACCACGCGGCUCUCCAGGUACUAAAGCCCUCCAUCCCAUGGAUGCAGAAUGCCCAGCGCAUGUGUUCGCUGUUUUCCACCUCCCGGGAGGGGCUCCUAAUGCCGUCAUUUCCGGGCCACAUCGGCACCUUCAGCCCUGACUGGACCCAUCGGAAUGUCGACAUUCCUACGGGCGAUUGCGAACGCUUCGGAUUGAACCCCGCAAAAAGCCCGUACGUUAGAUGCUCACCGCCCGACUUGCGGAGCUGGAUGAAGCUAGACGGAACCUUUGAUUGGCUGGAGCCCCUCGAUGAGAAAACGGCAAAGCAAAUGGGACCUCACACGGGCCCCGUGGGUGCUCGCCCCGUAGCCCCGGAUUGGAAGGUUGACGAUUUCAUCAAGCAGACCGAGAGGCUUGGCUUGACGCUGCCCCAGGGCUUCGACACGUUCCUGAGGAGCGAGCACUUGCAUUACCGCAUCCCGAGCAGCUCGGCUUGGUACUUUUAUCUGGACGGGAUUAUUGAAUGCCCCUCUUGCAUUGACGGCGGUGCCGGCGGGUAUCUCGUUCGUUUUUACUUCGAUCAGCAAUACUGCGCAUUCUCGCAUCUCUACAUGAACAAGAGCGGCAACCAUUGCAUCCUAUACACGGAUAUAGACCUGUACAGCUUCAACCCUGCCGCGUGGGGUGACGAGGACAGCGAGCAAAGCAACAGAGUCAGUCUUGAAGAGAUGAUCCGCCGGGACUAUGGAGAGGACCACGACGUCAGGGAUGAAAUCCCAAUCGUGGGCGUGACUUUUGAGGAGUAUUUGGCUUCCGUUUACUUUGAGGAGCUUCUCAAUUUUCGGGCACCGCCUUCUAAGGCAUUGAGAGAAUAUGUCGCACACGUUUACAGACCGGCGGCCGAGGUCAAACCUAUGCGAGAAUACAACACUGCAAUCAAAUCGUUUUUCGACGAAUGGCAACGCCGUCGCAAGAACGAUAUCGCCGGCGUACUUGGAGAUGAAUCAAUUGGCGAAUGA
Scedosporium apiospermum is the source of this 1110-nucleotide messenger RNA. RefSeq lists its product as uncharacterized. The transcript is spliced from 2 exons. Bases 1 to 1110 code for a protein of 369 amino acids. Gene Ontology annotation, molecular function: protein binding. The record is from RefSeq and is a predicted model, not a curated record. NCBI's taxonomy places the organism in Eukaryota, Fungi, Ascomycota, Sordariomycetes, Microascales, Microascaceae.